AUAUUCAUCAAUGUAACAUGAGUUCAGAGAUAGAACUAAUGCCAGCUGUUGAUAUCCAUAUAACCUGCUGCAGUGAUAUAAGGUUUGGUGAAAAGUCUGAAUAUAACCUGGAUCUGAAAACAUCUUUGUGUAAUACAGGAUUUAUCAGAUGCAAUACAGGAAAUUUGAUCGGGAUAUGUAAAACUGUAAUUUUAAAAUCUGAUUCGACAUCAACUUUCAUGAAUCAAAAUGAUAGUCUUGGACAAUACAGUCUUAUCGGAGUUUUUCAGAAUGAGAGUUGGCUUGUCUCAAAUAAGAUUGGUGGAGUCCACGGUGGAGUUCAAAAUAGAGGAACAUCAGAAAACCUUCCGUACAAUUUGCUGACAAGCUGGGAAUAUGCUGAUUUAUCUACAGCUGGUUGGCAAUGGAGAUAUGAUGGUACUAUGGAACUGGUUUGUGAAUCUGAACCCUGUAGUAAACACAAGUGUGGACAGAACGCAAUCUGCACACAAACAACUGAACGUAGAGUUUGUACAUGCAAAGAAGGAUUUACAGGAGACCCAGUGUUUAGAUGUUUCCCGAUAGAGUAUGAUAAACAAUGCGACUGUAAAAAGCUAACGGUUGAUAGUACAGGAGACUCAAACCUCGUUCAACCCAAUAAGAUGGGAGAAUACUUUCUUUAUGGAACUGACCAAGGAUCUAAUGUUUAUCAACAUGUGAGUGGGCUGGAAUUUCUGUUUCAG
Molecule: messenger RNA, 722 nt
Organism: Eurytemora carolleeae
Lineage: Eukaryota; Metazoa; Arthropoda; Copepoda; Calanoida; Temoridae
Exons: 11
Source: RefSeq, a predicted model, not a curated record